AUGGCGACGCGCGGUCCGCGGGGCCUCUGCCCGGCGCGGUCCGAGCCGCCGCUGACCAGCCCCUUGGAGGAGCAGCUAGAAGAGGUGGAGGCUGAGCCUGCUUUGGUUGCCCUCGGCCUUUCGGCCGUCAGCCUAGUGCGUCUGCGCGGCCCGAGCCAGCAGGGGGCUGGGAGGCGGGGCAGGUUGUGCUCCCGGGCAGUCAAGGUGAUCACAGAGUCACAUCGCCAGAAUGACAAGAAAGGUGAAAAGUCUAAAUCAUCAAGAGUGUGGAUUUUGUUGCCUAUCAGACAGACUGUCUACUGCAGUCCACUCUUGGGUUUCCGCGGAGCUCGCCCGUUAGUAGCCAUGGCUACCAGUUCUGGAGCUGCAGGGGAGGAAGUGCCUCAAUUUGAAACUACAUGUAGUUACGUGGAAGCUACACUUGAAGAGUUUCUUAACUGGAAUGAUGACCAGUCUAGUGGUUCUGGACCAUUUGGAGAUUAUGAUCAUUCCCAAUUCUGGGCUUAUGCUGACUAUAAAUAUUUUGUCAACCUGUUUGAAAACAAGACAGAUGUUUUCCAGGAUGUGGUAUGGUCUGACUUUGGAUUUCCUGGAAGAAAUGGACGAGAAAGUACAUUGUGGAUUGGUUCCCUGGGGGCCCAUACCCCCUGUCAUAUGGACUCCUAUGGUUGCAAUUUGGUAUUCCAGGUACAAGGAAGGAAAAGAUGGCAACUCUUUCCUCCUGAAGAUACUCCUUUCCUUUAUCCAACAAGAAUCCCUUAUGAAGAAUCCAGUGUGUUCAGUAAGAUCAGUGUUGUCAAUCCUGAUUUAAAACGUUAUCCUCAGUUCCGGAAAGCUCACAGACAUAUGGUUACACUGAACCCAGGACAGGUUCUGUUUGUUCCCAGACACUGGUGGCAUUACGUAGAAUCCAUUGAUCCUGUCACUGUCAGUAUAAACUCAUGGAUUGAACUGGAAGAGGAUCACCAAGCCCGGGUAGAAGAGGCAAUCACACGCAUGCUUGUAUGCGCCCUGAAAACCGCAGAGGAUCCAGACAAUACCAAAGCUUGGUUAAACCCAACUGAGGUUGAGGAGAUAUCCCAUGAAAUCAAUUGUCGGUACUUAAAUGGAGCUGUUGGGGCCCUUUUUGAUCAUUACAGAACAUCUAAGGAAGUUGAAAUUCAAGCAGUGGGAACAAAUGAAGAGCACACGAUAAAGAAAAAAUUCACUGUGCACGACCAUGAGGAAGUGAACUAUCCACGUUGUCAGAACUUAACUGUGGGAACUGGAAAACCAAAGACAGCAAGUGUGUUUGGCCCCAACCUGCUUCCUGUAAUGCCAAGUUCCAAAGACCCAUCCACAGAUAUAGGAGGUAUUUUUGAAGGUGACAGUAAAGACUUUGUCACCAAAGAUGAUGAAUGCUUUGGAAAAUUACAUUGUAUAAAGAGGCCACGAAUGAUGUAUAAAAGCGAGACUGCAACUGUGAACAAACAGUUUGCUUCAAAUAGUACGAUGGCCCCUCCUCAAACAUCCAUUUCUACAGAUGACUUGCUGGACUGUUUAGUGAAUCCACAAGUUACCAGGAUAGUGGCUCAACUUUUGAUACAAGGAAGAACUUUGUGA
This is a messenger RNA of Chrysochloris asiatica (Cape golden mole), 1602 nucleotides long. It is a transcript of the gene HSPBAP1, whose product is annotated as HSPB (heat shock 27kDa) associated protein 1. The coding region runs from base 1 to 1602 and encodes 533 amino acids. Gene Ontology annotation, molecular function: 2-oxoglutarate-dependent dioxygenase activity. The record is from RefSeq and is a predicted model, not a curated record. The transcript is spliced from 9 exons. Lineage: Eukaryota; Metazoa; Chordata; Mammalia; Afrosoricida; Chrysochloridae.